Messenger RNA from Acanthoscelides obtectus, 1508 nucleotides. The record is from the annotation of a GenBank genome assembly. NCBI's taxonomy places the organism in Eukaryota, Metazoa, Arthropoda, Insecta, Coleoptera, Chrysomelidae.
CGGUUAGUCAAUUUAGAAAAACCGGUUAUUGAAUUAACAGGUAAUUUUUGCCCAUCCCUACUUCUGUAGUGUCAUACCUGUCAAACUCAAAAUCCAAACAAAUAAAUACAAACAUUACCGGGCUCAACAUACAAUUUUUAUUCUUUGAAUAACUUUGCGAAAAUGGUUUUUGACGAACCCAAAAUCGUAUCAGAAAAAGAGCAGGAACAAUCGUAUGCUGCAUUUGUAAACAUGGAAAAUCUGCUUGAUAAAUUGAAGCUUCUAAAGUAUGAACAGGAAUUCCUGAAGGAUUUUAAGAUCAAACCAAUACACAGAUACUAUUUUGUCGUAACAAAAAAUCCUGGAGAGCAGUUUUACCUGUUUUCCAUAUUAGCAGCUUGGUUGAUUAGGAAAUGUGGGAAACACCUGGAGAACCCUCAAGAACUUGAUGAUCCAAAUGACACUAUAUCCAAAAUAGUAAAUGAAGCAAGGGCAAUUGGUAUUGUUUUUGAUUUUCCAGUCAGUAAAUUAAAACAAGGGGUUGGUGAACAAGUUGUGUACAUUCUAGAUCAAUUGGCUAUUCAUGCAGUUAAGAAAAACAAUGUAAUUUUAAACAGACCUAAGCCACCAGAAGAGAAAGAAGAAGAAACUGAAGUUCUGGAAGAUGAAUCAGAAAUAAACCUAGACAGAGUAGAGGAAGAAAUGUUAGCAGCCUAUUCUGAUGACUCGGAUGAAGAAAACCUUUUUCAUCUAGAUGACCUCAAACCAGUCAGGAAAGAAAUACAUUCGUCAGAAUUGAAACAAAACAUCGAUGAAGAAAGUUGGAAGCUGGAAUUGGAAAGAGUACUACCUAGACUAAAGGUGACUAUAAAAAAUGACAAUAGAGAUUGGAGGUCUCACUUGGAGCAAAUGAAGACUUACAAGAAAAGUAUCGAUGAGUCUUUGGGUACUACAAAAGCUCAGUUAGAAAAGUUGCAUAAAGAUAUCAGCUCAACAUUGGAGAAGGUCACCAAUCGUGAGAAGUACUUCAAUAGAGAGUUAGAAGAUAUAUUGGGAGAGUAUAGGAACCUCCAGGAUCAGUUAUCAAAAUUGAUAGACAAUUAUAAAAAUAUGAGUGGUGGCAUAGCUGAGAGAAACAGGGAGCUACAGAAGCUCACUGAUAAGCUGGAAAGCAUCAAGCAGCAGAUGGAGGAAAGGGGAAAUUCAAUGACAGACGGGACUCCUUUGGUCAACAUCAAGAAGGCAGUUGCAAAAGUUAAGUCAGAAAUAAUGGCCAUGGAUGUCAGAAUUGGUGUUUUAGAGUGCAUCGUCUUGCAAAGCAAACUCAGAGAAGAAAAGCAAAUAGAAAAAGAAUAUGGCCAAACCAUUUCCGUGUUUUGAAGAUUGUUUAAAUUCUGUAUGAAUCAGUACAAUAUAAUAUAUUCUAGUCAGCACAUGAGGCACCUUAUAUUUAUUUUUGUACACAAUAUUGUUUGUUAUAAUGUUAUAUGAUGAAUAAAUUAAAAACUAAAGGAUUUCUUUAUAUCUGC